This is a messenger RNA of Aricia agestis (brown argus), 5323 nucleotides long. RefSeq lists its product as uncharacterized. Gene Ontology annotation, biological process: trehalose catabolic process. Bases 1 to 5151 code for a protein of 1716 amino acids. The transcript has 2 exons. Lineage: Eukaryota; Metazoa; Arthropoda; Insecta; Lepidoptera; Lycaenidae. The record is from RefSeq and is a predicted model, not a curated record. Gene Ontology annotation, molecular function: alpha,alpha-trehalase activity.
AUGAAGUUACUCCUAAUAGCGCUGGCCGUGUCAGCGGUGAGCGCGAGUCAGCUGCUGCCGACAUGCGACAAGCCCGUGUACUGCGAUAGCAAGCUGCUUCAUCAUGUCCAGAUGGCUCGCAUCUUCCCCGACUCCAAGACCUUCGUCGACAUGCGCAUGAAGAGCGACGAGAAGACCAUCCUCAGCGCGUUCGACGUUCUGCUCCAGAGAACCCAGGAGCGCCCGUCGAGGGAACAGCUCAAGCAGUUCGUCGACGAAUACUUUGAAAAGUUCGAGGAACUCCAGAGCUGGACCCCCGAAGAUUACCAGAAGGAGCCCAAGUUCCUCUUCAGAAUUAAGGACAUCGAGCUGCGCCAAUUCGCCAAAAACAUCCACAACAUCUGGCCCAUCCUCGGACGCAAGGUCAGCCCCCAAGUCCUGGCCAAGCCCGAGUCAUUCAGUAUGCUCCCAGUUAGCAACGGAUUCAUCAUUCCCGGUGUCAGGCUCGGCGAGCUGUACUACUGGGACACCUACUGGAUCAUCGAGGGUCUCCUAGUGAGCGGCAUGAAGGACACCGUCAGAGGCAUCCUGAGCAAUCUCAUGGACCUCCAGAGGACUUUCGGUCACAUUCCCAACGGUAACAGAUGGUACUUCGAGCAGCGCAGCCAGCCCCCGCUCCUGUCCGCCAUGGUCAUGAAGUACCUCGAGGCGACCCACGAUGUCGAGUUUUUGAAAUCUAACAUUGACGCUCUAGAAAGCGAAUUGCAAUAUUGGAUCGACCAGCAGAGCGUUAUCUUCAAGAAGGACGGUAAGGAGCACACCCUGCUGAGGUACUUCACCCCCAGCUCGGGACCCCGCCCCGAAUGGUACUACGAGGACUUCACUCAAGCCCAGAAAUUCUCCUCUGAGGAACUUCAACAACAGUUCUACAGCAACAUCAAGAGUGCCGCCGAGAGUGGAUGGGACUUCUCAUCUCGCUGGUUCAUCAAUGAAAAUGGAACCAACAUUGGAGACAUUUUGACCACUCGUGCAUCCGACAUCGUGCCCGUUGACCUGAACGCCAUUUUCACUAGCUCCAUGCAAAACAUGGCUUACUUCUACAGUUUGAUGCACAACUCGCGUAAGGGUGCUCAUUGGGCCCAUAUUGCCAAGCAAUGGAGGAACAGCAUCAAGGAAGUGAUGUGGAAUGACGAAGAUGGAAUUUGGUACGACUGGGACCUGCUCAACGACCGUCAACGUAAAUACUUCUACCCGAGCAACAUCGCGCCCUUGUGGAUGGAUGUCGUCGAUGAAGAAUUUAAGAAGGAACACGCUCAAUCUAUCUUGGAAUACUUGAAGAAGACCCACAGUCUCGAAUUCCCCGGUGGUGUGCCCACUUCCUUCUCCCGCACUGGCCAGAAGUGGGACUACCCAUACGCUUGGGCUCCAUUAGUGAGCAUGGUUGUCAAAUCUUUGGAAGCUUUAAAAACUGAGGAAUCACAGAAAUUGGCUUUCGAAGUUGCUAAAAAAUGGGUUCGUUCCAAUCUGUUGGGAUACAAUACCUACAAGCAACUGUUCGAUAAAUACGACGUAGAGACACCUGGAAAGUUAUGCUCCGAAGACAUUUACACCCUCCAUGCCGGUUUCGGUUGGACAAUUGGUGCUACUCUUCAGAUGCUCACCAAGUACGGCCAAACUUUGAAAGCCCAAGACAGUUACUACAACUUCAACACGUACAAGCCUAACCCCACCUUCUGGCACAUUCCAACUUCUGCUUAUUUGCCCGCUUACUACAAAUCAGUUAAAACAGCGCCCGUUCUUACUGGUCCAUUGAAUCAGAUUGAAAACUCAAAUUUAAACAGUGACAAAACUUCCGUCGUUUCUACAGUCUCUAAUGAACAUGUAUCGGAAACGGUCAAGCCUGAGGAGCCAAUCAUCAUUAUUCAAAUUGACCCCACGAAGCCAUCUUACGAAAUCGAAAAGGAAAUUAUUUUGUCUACAAUUGAACCAGAGAUUACUUCAACAUAUUUGCCUUUGGAGCAGGAACUGACUACAGUUGAACCGGUCCUAGAAGAAAAAAAUUUGGUUGAAGCUCAUAAAGAGUCAUAUAUCCCAGUUUCGAUUAAGCCCCAGGUUAUUCCGGCUAUCCCAGUGAAGCCAGAGAUUAUUCCAUCCAUUCCAGUUAAGCCAGAAAUAGUUCCAGUUCAACCGGAAUUAGUCCCAAUUGUUCCAAUUAAGCCAGAGAUUGUCCCAUCAAUUCAAGUUGAACCAGAACUAAUUGCAGCUAAGCCAGAAUUUGUUCCAGUUAAGCCUGAAAUAAUCCAAACUGUUCCAAUUAAGCCCGAAGUUGUACCGGUUAGACCGUGGCUUAUUCCUAACAGGCCGGUACUUUCACCUCUUCCAGCUAAGCCUGAAGUAGUUCCAACUGUCUCCAUCAAACCAGAUAUUGUUCCGGCCACUCCAAUUAGGCCAGAAUUAUCACCACUAGUGCCAAAUAAGCCCGAAGUUUCGUCAACAGUAAAUCCUGCUAUCCAUGUCGUUCCUCUGAAGUCUCAAUUAGUACCAGUUAAUCCAGUGAGGCCACAAUUGGUUCCGUCGGUUCCAGUUCAGCCCCAAGUGAUCCCAUCGGUUCCAGUUAAGCCUACUUUGCCCCUGAAACCCGAGAUCGUAGAACCUGUUCCCGUUAAGCCAGAGUUGGUGCCAUCUACCCAGCUCAAGCCGGAACUCACCCCAUCUCUUCCACUGAAGCCCGAAGUAGUCCCAGUUGCUACACUUAAACCUCAGGUUAUUCCGGUAGUCCACCAAGAGACUCUGUAUCCCGCUCAAAUCUCAUCUUCUUAUGGAAGCAACCUUCACAUUUCGGAGGUCGCCCACGACGUGGUUGUACCCUCAGUACCUGUCACCACAGUGAGGCCCCAGGUGAUUCCAUCCAUCCAGGCUGAACUUCCUUCAGCGUCGAUCAAGCCAGUCGAAUACAAAGAAGAGAUCUCUUACAACAAGCCGGCUAUUCUCGAGGAGCACCUUAUCGUUCCCGACUUACCCCAGGCUGAGCAAUACGGUGCAUCUCUACAAGGUCACUUAGCUUCAGACAUCUCUGCAUCAGAAUCAGCUAUACUUCACCCUGAAAGUCCCAAGGUUGAAGUAGUCCCAUUCACGGUACAGUCUGAGGCAGAGAAAUUCGGAGCAGCUCUUCAAAAUCACUUAGCUUCCGAGAUCUCUUCACAACUGUCAGCUUUUAUUAACGCUGAAAGUCCCAAGGUUGAAGAAGUUGCACCCACUGUACAAUCUGGUAACGUAUGCAUAUUAUUUACGAUAUGGUUCACGUUCCGUCAUGGCGAGUGCAUCGUGUCUAUUUACAUUCGCGCGCGGGCCGUCGCCGCACUCGCUCCGGGCCGCGCGUUCUGUGUUACCGAGUUUUAUACGAUUUCCGCGUACGUAACAAAGAAAAAAAAAAUGUUUGCUCUCCGGCGAUACUUCCCGCUCUAUCCCGUGCUCGGAAUACUCGGGGCGUGCGCUCAGGCGAUAUCCCUGGUGCCGACGUGCAACUCGUCAGUGUACUGCUCGGGCGAGCUCCUGCACCGGGUGCAGCUCGCCCGAAUAUUCCCCGACUCAAAGACGUUCGUCGAUCUCAAGAUGCUGCGAUCGAGGAAUGAAACUCUGUCUGAUUUCGCGAAACUGAUGCAUCACACCGACCACAACCCCUCGCCCGAGCAGCUCCGGGCGUUCGUCCGCGAAUACUUCGCCGAUGGAAACGAGCUCGAGCCCUGGAUGCCCCCCGAUUUCGACCCCGACCCGCCCUUCCUCAAGGAGAUCGUGGACCCCGUGCUGCGCGAGUUCGCCCGGGACGUCGUGGCGAUAUGGGCGAAGCUGGGUCGACGGGUAUCCGCCGACGUCGCCCGGCAUCCCGACCGGUACAGCUUCCUCUCCGUCCCGAACGGCUUCAUCAUCCCCGGCGGGCGGUUCAAGGAGCUGUACUACUGGGACUCCUACUGGAUAAUCCGGGGCCUCCUGAUAUGCGACAUGAGGGACACGGCGCGAGGUAUGAUAGAGAAUCUGCUCCAUCUCGUGGACAAAAUCGGGUAUGUCCCCAACGGCAGCCGAGUGUACUACCUCGGUCGAAGUCAGCCGCCCCUCCUGGCCGCUAUGGUCUCAGAGUAUUUUGAAGUGACUAAGGACUACGAGUGGCUCGCCCGUGCCGUCGAGACAGUGGAGAGGGAGCUGACCUACUGGCUGGAGAGGAAGAGGGUGACAGUCGAGGUCAAUGGCACCGAGUACAUGCUGCUGCGAUACCUGGCGGACGCCGGCGGUGGCGGGCCGCGCCCUGAGUCCUACCUCGAGGACUACACGAACGCGCGCGCCAUCCCCCGCCCCGAACGGCGCGAGGAGUUCUACCUGGAGAUCCGCAGCGGCGCCGAGUCCGGCUGGGACUUCUCGUCGCGCUGGUUCGUCACCGCCGCCGACGAGGAGGUCGGCAACCUGACCAGCGUCCACAUGUCGCGCAUCCUGCCCGUCGACCUCAACGCGUUCUUCGCGGGCGCGCUGCAGCUGGCCGGCGACUACCGCGCGCUGCUGAAGGACCGGCGGCGGGCGCACAAGUGGUGGAGCCUGGCGCGGUACUGGCGGGGCGCGAUCGAACGCGUGCUGUGGGACGACGUGGACGGCGUGUGGUACGACUACGACGCUCUGGCACGGGCGCCGCGCCGCCACUUCUACCUCAGCUGCGCGACGCCGCUGUGGGCGCGGGCGGUGGACGCGGGCGCGGCGGCGGAGCGUGCGGACCGCCUGGCGCGGUACCUGCGGUCGUCGGGCGCGACGGACUUCCCGGGCGGCGUGCCGGCCUCCAUCCUGCACUCGGGCGAGCAGUGGGACUUCCCCAACGCUUGGCCGCCGCUGCAGAGCAUUCUGGUCGGCGCGCUGGAGGCGGGCGGGCGGCCGGCGCGGGAGCUGGCGAGCGAACAGGCGCGCAUCUGGAUCCAGUCCAACUACUUCGGCUACCUCCGGUGGAGGAAGCUGUUCGAGAAGUACUCGGCGGUGGAGCCGGGCCACCAGGGCGGCGGCGGGGAGUACACGGUGCAGGAUGGCUUCGGCUGGACCAACGGCGUGGUGCUCGAGCUGCUGCACAAGUACGGCCGCGAGAUAACGGUGAGCGGCACCGCCCGCGCCGUCCCCGAACCUGUAGUGCGGAUAUUUUAAUUGAAUAUGUUACGAGAGCAGGCACAGGUUACCUGUGCUAGCUGGAUUCGUUACUUGUUCGGUUGAAAUACUCCUAAAAUAAGGAAUUGCUAAAUAAUCCAGCUUUUGACUGCUGAGAGUCCACUGUUGGGGUCAGCAGUACUAAAUGAGGUUAAAGCUUUAUAGUAUUCGA